AUGUCUGAGAGCAACAAUAACAACGCUUCCACCCUCGGUUCCUAUGUGAACCAGGCCACUGGCGCCGCUCAGCGUGCCUUUGGUGCCGUCACCGGUGACUCGUCCAAGGAGCUGAAGGGCGACGUCCAACAGGAGCAGGGCAAGGCGCAGAACGAAAACUCCCACACCACCGCCAAGAUCGGCAACUUUGCCGCCGACCCCAACACCGGCGCCGUCGCCAAGGACAACUCCUACCGCACCGAGGGCUCCUGGGAUCAGACCGUCGGUUCCGCCAAGGAGGCCAUUGGCAAUGCCAUCGGCAACCAGGGCCUGCGCGAGGCCGGCGCCAAGCAGAACGCCGCGGGCAAGGAGCAGGAGGCCAAGGGCCAGCUCAAGGACUGGGGUCAGGGUGUUGAGAACCGUGCCCAGGGCCACCUCGGUGCUGUGGGUGCCGCGAUCACCGGUGACCGUGCGAAGCAACAGGAAUACGAGGACAUUCACGACGAGGGCAAGGUUCGCCAGCGUGGUGCCGAGGCCGAUAUGGCCAGGGACCAGGGCGUUUAA
Messenger RNA from Penicillium diatomitis, 543 nucleotides. RefSeq lists its product as uncharacterized. The coding region runs from base 1 to 543 and encodes 180 amino acids. NCBI's taxonomy places the organism in Eukaryota, Fungi, Ascomycota, Eurotiomycetes, Eurotiales, Aspergillaceae. The record is from RefSeq and is a predicted model, not a curated record. The transcript has 2 exons.